AACAUUUUUUGCUCUACGUAAUUUUCUGCCUCAGAUUUUCAUUUUAUGAAUUUUAAAUGAACAUGCAUAUAUUUGAACCGACUUUGCGGAAAAAAUAUUAGACUUGCGUUUUGUAUCAGUGAAAAGAUUCUUUAAAAAUUAUUGCCUCUUGAAAUGAUAAAUAUCAAUAAUUGGCAUGUAUUUUUGUAUUAAUUAUUUGUAUAGUCUUAUUAACAGUUGAUAAACGAUCAAUAAUGAGAACUUUUUUAAAUUUGCAUUUUAUUUAUUUAAAUCAAAUAUCUCUUUUAUAAGCAAUUUGAUUUGGCAAUGGUAGAGGAGAGUCUACAAAUACAAACAAACCAGAGGAUUCAAGUGAUUUUCUAGAUGUCAAAAUAGUUUUUACCUCCAUGUUUAAGGUAGAUAAAUGAACAAUUUUAUAGCAUGUAAAAAUCAGUUCACACAAAAAACAAAAAUUCCUGUGGUUUCAUUUGAAAGAUUGUAAAAAACGAUUUUUCACUUUUCUCCUUGGGAGAGAUCCGCCAUUUUUAAUGGUAAUAGUGCUGCAGAAAAUGAAAUGUGCCAUGAAAUUAGCAUUAAAUAAUAAAAAAGGAUAAAUCGUUAUUAAAAACUACAGUCAGAUUUUUUUAGCAUGGAUCAAAUAUGUAUUUUUAAUUCACGAAGUCAUCAAUUUGUAUUUACAGGGAUCAUCUCUUUCCCGCCAUGUUGACUAACAGUGCUAUUGUUUUUAUUAUGAAAAUCAACAGUGUACAAUGUAAACAAUGCAAAAGAAUUUUGACAAAGCGUUAGAAAAUAAAAUUGUGUUUAUUUAAAACAAAAUAUGCAAGUUUCAAUAAUUUAUUUAAUAUAUAAAACAAUGUUUAAAUGACAAGCAGUAGUCAAUGUACUCUAUAACGGCAUGUUUAGAUUUAAAAAGCGUGUUAUUGAAAACGUAUUUUCUAAUGUAGCGAAGUUGCAUAAGCAAAUGCUUGGGAAUGUUUGAAGAUGGCACAGAGCCUUUUGACGCAACGAGGUGUGGAGUAUGGCUCUACAAUGCGAUCGCUUCAAGCGGUUGGAGCCAAGAAACAUCCACCUAAGAAGUGGCGCUCCCGUAACCAGAGUUGCAGUGAAUCAAGUAGUGCAACUAGCGAUAGCUGUAGCAGCAGUGACAGUGAUGGAGAAGGAAGCUCAAGUAGAAGUUCUGCUACAGCAGAACGAGAAUUUUCCAUUGUGAAAGAAAGCAAUUUUGCCAAUGCUCCACUGAAAUUGAAAAUUGCUGCAAGAAGAAUAAAGAAGGCACAAGAGGUUGGAAAUGAAAAUUUAGACCAAGAAGAUUAUUCUGAAUUUCCGCCAGCUGGAAGUGACUCAGCACAUAAUGACAUCAAGUGCAAAAAUGUUGGUACUGUAGCAAAAUGCACCAGGGAACCUCGAGAAAGGACUCAGCGAUGCAAAAGAAAAGUUGAGAAAAAAAGAUGUCUUCAAACAAAAGAUUCCCGAAUGUCCUGUGGCGGUCAAUAUUCAACAUGCAAAGCAGCAAGAAAAACACGUCGUUGCAGCACUAGUGGUAGCUCAAGUUCUUCUAGUUCAAGUGGCAGCUCCAGUGGAUCUUCUGGGAGUAGUAGUAGUGGAAGCAGUAGUGGUAGUAGCACUGGUUGUAGUAGUAACAGCAGCAGCGGCAGCAGUUCUAGUGGAUCAAGCAGUACUUCAGGUAGUUCUAGUAGUAGCAGUAGCUCUAGUAGAAGUUCAUCAGGCUCUGAAAGUGAAAGCUGUUGUAGUGCUUCAAAUUAUACACGCUGUCGAAGAAGAAAAAGUCGAAGGAGAAAAGCAUCUACUAAGUGCCAAGCAACUUGCACUCUACAAUGUAAGAAAUUGCAGAAUGUAUCUGAAUCCUCUUUAUCUAACAGUCAAUCUGCAGGACUCAGCGAAAAGCCAGGAUUUGGUAAGGGUGGAAAGCGAAUACCCAAUGACUGUGCUCGAAAUAAAAAGCUGCAAGUCAGUGACAUUGACUAUUUUACUAUCUCAUCAUCAGAUGAAAACUGUUCGACAGGAGAUAAAAAUGCUAGCAUUCAAGAAUGCUUCAGUAUGUGGAGAAAAGUUGAAGAAAAGCAUUGUGCCAUUAUUGAAGACUCUCCUGGAAAUGGAGAUUUACAGAUGCAAGUAUUGAGUGUUACAAAUGCAGAAGUAGAAUGCAACAUCAAUGUAUCUAGCAAUAUCGGACUUCUUAAUUCUGGCGGUGAAAAACAUUUUCUUGUAAAUAAUAAAUGUGAAAAUCAAAAUACCACGGAAUGUAAUUUUAACUUUCAUUCUUUGGAACAAUUGCCAUCUAUUAUUAAAGGCCAUGUAACUGUUUCCACUACUAGUCUUGACUUAGAUGCUUUACCUGUUUCUUUGUCUAAUGUGUCCCCCGACAGUGGUAUACAGUCAUCUGGCGAUUCUCCUCUACGUGUGGAUUGUGAAAUAACAGCAUGUAGGGAUGGUAAUCAGUCACUUGUUAGCCUUGUUGAUGAUUAUUUUGAUAGAAGAGACUCAUCUGAAUUGACUAACAAGCUGAAUGAUAAGCAGGAAAAACCUGUUUCUCCUGCACAUUCUCCUCCUGUUUUGAUACCUCACGAUCCACUGUGGACACCUAGAAUUGCAGAUCCACCAUCCAUUGUUGAAAUUCAAAAAUCUGAUGAGGAUUGUGCUCCAUUUUUAGUUCAAGAGGGUAUUGAGGUGAAGCUUAAAGGAGUCUCAGAAAUGAAAGUCGAAACAAUGUACACUGAUUAUAAGGAAGUUGAAUUUACUACAGUGAAAGAAUUCUUACGUGAAGAGUUGAUAGAGCAGAGUUGUACUGAUAAAAGCAAAGCAAAUUCUUUGAUGACAAGUAAUAGUAAAAAUUUUUCGUCUGAAACCAAAUCAAAUGUUCAUGCUUUUUCUCAAAAUCCUCUUCACCUAAUGUUCAAUGACCAGUCUGUUGAGAUUGAAAAAUCUGAAACGCCUGUUUUCUCAGAUCAGUCAUCUCCUCAGCUCUUACCAUCCACUGAAAUAAGAAGACCCAAAGCAAGGACUCCUCGAAGAAUAGCUGAAGCAAAUUUAAAAACCGACAAUGAAUUGCUGUCAUUAGUUCAAAGCGUUCAAGACUCUAUAAGUUCGCAGUUUCAAAGUGUAGAAUCUGAUGAACUUAGUGAUGUUGACAUGAGUAGCAUAUCUGUUACUGCAUUGACUUGUGACACUACCAGUGAUAGUUUCUGUGAUAAGCUCUCUAAUGAGGAAAACAUCGACAUACUUCUCAAUGACAGGACUUGUAUAAGAGAAAAUGAAAAUGAUUCAAAACCUUUUUGUUCAUCGACAAAUGUUGCUAAUUGUGAUGUGAGUUGUACCACAAAUAUGGAAAAUUCAAAUAACUUAUCUAAUAUUUCAAAUGAAGAAUAUUCUGAAAAAAGUUCAGCACUUUCAUGCGAUUCUAGCAGAAUUUCAUCUGAAGAGAAGAAGCUAACUUCAAAUGAACUUCCAAGCACUUGUGAAAGUGUUUCAGAAGGUAUUGAUAAACUCUCUUUGAAUAGUUCAACUGAUCUUAAUGAUUGCUAUUCUCUCAAUUUAAAUCAGGAUAUUAAACCCCUAUGUUCUGAUGAAUCUGAGAUUCCUCUAUUGAACGUUUCUUCCUCUGGUGCUUCUAAUCAUAAAAAAGAUUCUGAAAAUAACAACAUUAAUCUUUUAUGUAAUGAGGUCCCCGAAAUUGUUCCCGAAAAUACUUCAAAUGCUAGUAAACAUACCGAGAAGGAAAUUCUUGAUCAACCACCAGAGGUAAAUGUUGAAACCCCUGCAAAUUUGCAAUCGAAUAUUAAAGUACCUGAAAAGAAAGGAAGGGGCAGACCGAGAAAGCAUCCAAAAGGUACAGAAAUAAUUAAACCUGAUGAAAAAAUCGACUUAUCUUUAGAUAACUCUAGUGCUAUUCCUUUAACAAAUCAAAUUACAAGUGGCAAAGAAAAAAGAAAAUCCACAAAGCCUGUUAUUAAUUCUCUUGUUGAAACUAAAAAUGUAAACCCUGAUUUGGAUAGUGAAAUAAAAAGUUCUAAAAAUAAAUCCAAUCCGUCUAAGAUAGAAAGUAAUAAAAUAUCAACUAAUUUAGAUAGAAAAAUGGACUCUUCAGUGAAAAAUAGUAAAGGACGAAAUAGAGAUAAAAGUUUAGAUUCAAACCGGCCAUUGGUGGAGAAUGAUGUUCUCAGUAGGAAAAUUUCAAAAUGUCCCCAUUCUAGGAGCUUAACUGUUGAUGACAUUUGUGAAAAUAAUGCUGAAUUGGAAAGAUUAAUAAAUACUCCCGUCAUUAUUACUGAUGAUAAUGACGCUACAAAUUCAGAAAAGAAUUCUUCCCCUAAGUUUUCGAAAUACAUUAAUCCACUACUGAAUAAUUCAGAGCAAAACAAACCUCAGGAAUCUCAUAAUAAGCCAGAAAUUAAUAAUACUGGAAAUGAAUCUAAAAGAAAGAAAAGCUUUGCUGGUCGAAGAAAAAGCUCUCAUUAUGGACUCAAUUCUAUUAGUGAUCAGACUGAUUUAAAACCUGAAAGUUUAACUUCGUCUAGUAAAGAAGAAAUAUCUGAAGAAAAAUCUCAUGAAGCAGUAUUUCCACCAGUUCAUACAAUAGAUGCUGUUCCUGAGACUGAAAUAAAACCAUCACCCGUAGAUAAGAAUUCUCUAGUUGAAAAAUCUAAAAUUAAAGAGUCUUUCAAAGGUUCGCAAUCAUCUAAUACUGUAAUAAACCAAGCAGAAGAAAAAAUUAUUACUAUAGAUCCACAGUUAAGCAAUAAAAAUGAUCCAGAAAAAGUACCAGAGCAGGACGUUGCUUUAGACUUAGUUGAUAAUAUAUCCGAUUUCAGUAAUGUUGAAAAAUUUGUUUCCCUUACACCUUUUCAUAAACCCAAAAGUAAUAGAGGGAGAAAAAGUAAGAAAAAGAACUCAUGUAUUAUAAGUCCUUCUUCGCUUGAAUCGAUAACUCAGCUAGCAGAAACUAACUUUGAGGUAGUAAAUUCGGUUGAAACAAAUCUUAUAAAUAGUGUUUUACCUGAUGGUGAAGCAAAGGAUUUUCCACCAAAUCAAAGUAUUAUCAAUUUGAAAGGAAAUAGCUCAAUGCCAAAUGAAAGAAAUUGGAAAAGUAGGCUUAAAAAAUGCAGUAAGUCGAUUGCAACAUCUCAUGAAGGGUUAACAAAAGAAGAUACCAACUUGAGAACCAUGCCAGAAAAAUCAGAUUGUGAUAGUGAAAAUACAAAACCUAUUCGAAGCAAACGGAUCAGAGAAUGUGUAUCGAAGAAGAAAAAUUUUGAUAAUCUGGAUGCUGUUAUUGAUGAAGUUGCUCAAUCUGGUAAAAUUGAUAAACAACUUGAAAAAGUUAGUGAAAAGAUACAAAAACUUGAAUUGCAUCAUGCACAAUCAGAAUUUCACCCUAAGAUACUUUCAAAGAAGAAAGUAAAAAAUUCUACUGACGAUUUAUCUAAACAAAGAAAAUUGUCUGAUCUCUGUCCAGAUAAAAAUCCUGUGUUUGAAUCUAAAGAAAAAAAGUUUGUAUCUGAACAAAAGAUAUCACAGCUUGUUUCAGAGAAAACUUUAAAAACAAUUGGUACUUCUUCUGAAGAUAGUGAUUUGAAAUAUCUUAGUAAUAAAAAUGGUGCUGAAGAUGCUAAUGGCCUUUCUUUUAUAAACGCUAAACCAUCUGAGAGACAAAAGAAGCGAAAAUCACAACCAAUUUCUUCACCUGAAUUAUUAAGUCAGAAUUCUCCAGGGAAAAAUAACUCGAAGAUUUCUGCUAAAAAAACUGAGAAACAAAAACCCUCAGAUGUAAUUGAUAAAAGUAAUUCUGAUCUUGAAUUUUCCCCUUCUACAUCCCCAGAAAAAGUAAAUUCUGAUGAACCAAGUAUUUCUGGAACUUCAGAAACGAUUGUGUUUUCUGAUGAAAAACAAAUUCGUAAGAAAAUAUUAUCAAAACAAAAACCUCUUUCUCGUAGGAUUUCUACUAGCAAUUCAGAUUCAAAAGGUAUUUCAAAGAUACGAAAUAGCAAAACAAAACCGUCUCUUUGUAAAGCUGCUACUGUUUCUAAAUCCAAACGCCGUAAAGUUAGUGAUAAAGAGUUGCCAAAUGAAAAACCAAAAAGUGAUGUUCAAUUAAAUAAAUCAAAAGUCUCCAUUUCUGAUAAAGGCACUAAUCUUAUUUCUAAAGAUGUUUCUAAUGUUGACCAAAUUACUGAUAUAAGUCAAUCAUCUUCAAAAGUAAAUAAAAAGGAUUCCAAGAAAUCAAAAGUGGAUGAUGAAAAAGAAAAUUUAGAUGUUAGAAAAAUAGAUAAGUUUUCUUUAAAUAAAACAAAAUCCAAACUUAGUAAAGAAUUAAAAAGUGCUAAAGUUUCUGAAGAUGCUAAGAAAAUUCCUCAUCAACAACUUAAUGUUUGUAAAGAAAUUGAUUUCCACGAGAAGGAGGAUAAUUUUUCUUCUUUGUCUUUGAAGGAGGACUAUAAUACCUCAGCAAACUUCACUGCUAAUACCAGAACUUAUACUAUAGAUAAACAAUCAGCACUUGAAAUGAAACCUAUUAAGAAAAAGAGGUCUGCUAAAUUGUACUAUACUGAGGAUCCAAAUUUUAGUAUUGAGUUAGAAAAAUUGGCUGGGUUAUUGGACUCUUGUUAUAUAUCAAAAAAACGUGUGAAACUAAUGGAUGAAACAUUAAAUAUGACUAUACCAUCUAUAUUUCACUUGAAUUUCUGUUUGGGCAAAGAAAAAGCAACACGGCUUUCUCAGUCGAAUAAAAUUUCAAAAGAUAAACCUAAAAUUACUAGAAAGAAACCUAAGAGACUUGGCAAAGCAAAGACUGUAGUGAAGGGUGUUGCAACUCUCAAACCAAAAGAUGUAGUUAGUGAAAACUGUCUUCCUCUGAAAAAACGUCGUCAUAUAACAUCUGCUCAAGUCCUUAAUUCUAAAAUAGCAACCAAUGAUACUGUUGUACCUAAAACUACGAGUGUCAAAAGGAAUUUCACUUUAAAUACUUCAUUUGAUGAGACGAUAGAGGAAUGUAUUAGAAAACAUAUGAUGACUGAUGAGAAAAAACCUGCCCCAGUUGUCCAAGUAGUGAAAGCUAAACCAAAAGUGUCAAAAUCAAGAGAUUCAAUUGAUGAUGCAAUUGAUAGUUGUAUAAAAAAUAAUUUGCUACCUACCAAAGCAGUUUCUGAACCAAUUGCUAAGGAAUCGCUAAAGAAAGAUGAAACAGAAGAUGUGCCAUUAGCAUCUUUAAUGAAUAAAAAAAGGAAAAAAGUUCCUGAAAUUGUCACUAAGCCUAAAAUUGUAGAAACAGCAUUAGCAUACAGGCAAAAGCGAAAGCGCUUGAUUAAAGAAGCUUGUGCUCAAUCUGUGAAAUCGCAAAAAGAGAAUAAUGUUGCUGAAAAUGUUCUUAGUGCUCAGAAAAAAAGGAGAAGAUUUCGAAAUAAAACUGGUUUUGUGCGAGUCAAGAAGAAAAAAGCUCGUGCGCCGCUGAACACAGAAAUAAUUGAAACAAGGGAAGUGACUCUAGAUGGAGAAAUUAUUGAUUUAACAGCUGAAGAUAAUAUGUUGGAUUCUAUUGAAAGUGUUGUUAAAGCAUCUGUAGAAUCUCAAGAACCAAGAUCUCGCAGGAAAAGGAAAAAUGUUGCUCAGAAAUGUGAAAUCGAAGUGUUGGAUUUAACAAGUGGUAAUGAUGAUGAUAUCGAAUGUCUUGAAGCAAAAAGACAAAAAGUAAAUGAAGAAGAGGAACUUUUAGAGCCCAAAUAUCAACAAAUCAUUCAAGUUACAGAACCAUCAUCAGGUAGAAGGCUAGCUCCAGCUGAUCCUCGAAAAGUGCGCAAGAAAGAAAUAUCUUUACCAAAGAAGAAAUUUUUAAGAGCUGGUCUAUACUCACCAUUUUUCAAACAAGAUUGCCCUGCUCCUAAGAAAAGUAGCAGCAGUAAAAAAUCUAGAUCCAGAGAAAUAAAGGAAUAUAUUCCUGAGGAUCAUGAAUUUGGAUUGAUGCCUCCACCUAUUCAUGUUGGAAAAUAUUUAAGAGAAAAACGUUCUGAAUUCAAAUUACCAUAUGACAUAUGGUUGCUUUACAAAAAUAAACAACUGGUCUAUAAUGAUGAGUUAACAAAUAACUAUCGUAAAAUUAGAACAAAUGUGUAUGUUGAUAUUAAACCUGUUGAUUCGAAAAAUGAUGAUCAAUCUUGUAACUGUAUGCCACCUAAAGAUCAUCGAAAAAGAGGCUGUGGAACUGAUUGUUUGAAUAGAAUGAUGUACGUGGAGUGCACUCCAAAUAUGUGUCCUUGCAGAGAUCAAUGUUCUAAUCAACGAAUAUUUAAACAUGAAUGGAGUCCAGGUUUGGAACGCUUUAUGACAAAAAAUAGAGGUUGGGGCAUACGCACUACAGAGUAUAUUCGUUCAGGAGAAUUCAUUUUAGAAUACGUAGGAGAGGUUGUCAGUGACACUGAAUUUCGUCAUCGAAUGGCUGAACGUUACAGAAAUGAUCAGCAUCACUAUUGCUUAAGUUUGGACUCGGGGACAGUAAUUGAUGGUUACCGAUUAGCUGGAGAAGGACGAUUUGUAAAUCAUUCUUGUGAACCUAAUUGUGAAAUGCAAAAAUGGUUUGUCAAUGGUCAUUAUAGGGUUGGACUUUUUUCAUUACGAGACAUUGUGCCAUACACUGAGCUUUGUUAUGAUUAUAAUUUUGAUAAUUAUAAUUUGGAAACUCAGCAAAUAUGCAGGUGUGGAAGUUUAAAAUGCAGAGGUUUUAUUGGUGGUCGUUCUCAAAAAUUAAAUGGCCAGAAUAAGGAAAGAGUUAGACCUGCAAAAACUUCAAAAGCUAUUGUGGACUCUAAAAAAGGUCCUGGCCGACCUAAGAAAAGAAAAGAUGAGAGACCAGUUGAAAUCCAAAAGGAGCAUAUUAAAAAUGAAUACCUACCCUAUAACCGUCAGUCUUUUACAAUACAAAUAAAACCCAUGUCUCAUCAGCAAAGAUGCUAUGUGCAGAAACAUCAUUGCUUUUUGCUGAGGAAUUAUGAAAAAGUGAAAAAAGCAAAAGAUGAAGCUCGUAUAAUUGCAGAGAAAGAAGCAGAAAGGGAGAAUGCUGUCAAUAAACAAGAUGCCUUCUUGACACAAUUCACAGCAUUGAAUACAUCUAGAUCUAUUAAAACAAGAAGGCUUGCUACUGUCGAGGAAAAUCCUGAACUUACUCAAACUGCCAAACUAGCCCAAGUUUUUAAAGAUAUAUUUACUGCUGUAACAUCUUGCAAAGGGGAAGAUGGUGUAGCUUUAGCUAAUCCCUUUUUCCAGUUACCAUCAAAGAAAAAAAAUUCUGCUUAUUACAACAAAAUAAAAUUCCCAAUCGAUUUUGCUAUGAUCGAGAAGAAUAUUCUAACCGGCCAUUAUACAAAUGUUGAAACAUUUGAAGAUGACUUUUUGAGAUUGUUUGAAAAUGCUGAAGAGUUUUAUGGUAGAACUUCUGAUUUUGGGCACAAGAUUUCUUUGUUGCGUAAAGCUUAUGAAGCAGCUAAAACGGAUGCAAUGAUAAUGUUUGAAGAUAUCCUCGGCGAAGCUAUGUCAUCAGUUUUUACGUCAUCCAAACCUGAUGAUGCUAAAACUGAUGAAGAUGAUGAAGUUAUACGCUGUAUUUGUAACAUCUAUAAAGAUGAAGGACUUAUGAUUCAAUGUGAAAAAUGUUUGGUCUGGCAACACUGUGAUUGUGUUGGUGUUGAUGGAAAAGUUGAAAAGUAUUUAUGUGAGCAAUGCAGUGGAAUUGAAUUAUCAAAGGAAAUACUGAUGAUUCCUCGACCUCACUAUGCAACUCCUGAGUGCCAGUAUUAUUUAACACUUCUGCUCAAUGACCUUCAAAUAAAGCAAGGAGAUUGUGUUUACUUGAAAUCAGAUGGAGAAAACUCUUCUCAUUUAUCAAAUGAAAGUGUUCAAAACCAGAUUCUUUCCCAAGGUGAAAGUGGUGAUGUACAGGCUAGAAACAGUUUAAGGAGUAAGAAAGCCGAACAGUUUGAUAUCUUUCGCAUUGAACGGCUUUGGAAAGAUGAAAAGAAUAAUAAGUUUGCCUUUGGUCACCAUUACUUACGUCCACAUGAAACGUAUCAUGAGCCAUCAAGAAAGUUUUUUCCCAAUGAAGUUUUCAGAGUACCACUUUACGAAAGUAUUCCUUUGGAUUCGAUUGUUGGUCUUUGCUCUGUUCUUGAUUUACCUACAUACUGUAAAGGGCGACCGAAAGGAUUCAAAGAAGAUGAUAUUUACAUUUGUGAAUAUCGUGUUGAUAAAACAGCUCAUCUUUUCCAUAAGAUAUCGAAAAUAAAGUAUCCAAUCUGUACCAAAAAAUAUGCAUUUGAUUACUUUGAUAAAAAGCGAAAUCCUAAAAGGACAUUUUUGCCUCAUGCUGUGCCUAAUAACUACCAGAAAAAAGGCUCUUCUGAUCGGGGAUCAGUAGCCGAUAAAAAGUGUUCAAAACCUGAAGCUCAAAAAGAAGAAAAAAGAAAAAGGGGAUCACAUAAAGAGAUAGAAAUGAGGCUAGAGGAAAGUCCUGAAAGCAGAGAAAAUAAACGGACUCAUUUAAACAAAUUGCUGCUGCAACUUCUCAAUCUUAUGCCUUGCAAAGAAACUGUUGAUUUGUCCUACCUUCUAGAAGGUGGAUUAGGCAAGAGAAUAAGGAGGAAAACUAAUCUCUCCCUCAGCUGAGUUUAGUGGUUCGCCUGUAGGCGAACGUUCAGAUUUCUCUCCGUGUCCUAAUUUGGUCAAGAACUGCUGCCCUAGUAUGCUUUUGGACAACUAUCAAGGAUGUAAACACUCUUAUAGAAUAUUCAAAGGGCAGCUGCAUCGCGCUGAUCUGACAGUUAUCGUGAUAUGUACAGCUGUAUGGUGAUUAUCAAACCACAUAAAAAAAAAGUAAAUGUUUUUAAUUGUCGUACAACCACAUUGUAUCUAUAGCUCAUUGUGCAGAACCUUGUAUGACAAAUAUUCAUUUGGUGUGGAUUUGACUUCAUGAUUGUAAAAUUUCUAAACUGUAUCCACAGUAACAUUUCAUGCCAGUAAAUACUUCUAAGUAUGCCAAAGAUGUGUAAAGCCAUUAGUACAUUCAUUAAUAUUAUAAUUUAGUUAAGUUAUCUAAAUUUAAAGAAAAACUUUGCUUUGUAUUUUUAAAGAACAAUUUGUUGUCUUUGUUAUUUUAUUUUUUAAUGAUUAGUUUUUAUAAUGUUCCAUAUUAAUAAAUAGUUUGUUAAGACCCUGUAUUUAAACACUGCUUAAUAAAUUAAUGCAUUAUAACAACGUUACCACUCUUCAAAUAAAUUUUUCUGAAAAUA
Molecule: messenger RNA, 11288 nt
Organism: Parasteatoda tepidariorum (common house spider)
Lineage: Eukaryota; Metazoa; Arthropoda; Arachnida; Araneae; Theridiidae
Gene: ash1
Product: histone-lysine N-methyltransferase ash1
Biological process (GO): regulation of DNA-templated transcription
Cellular component (GO): nucleus; nucleoplasm
Molecular function (GO): chromatin binding; histone H3K4 methyltransferase activity; protein binding
Source: RefSeq, a predicted model, not a curated record